CAAUAUUUUGAGAUUAUUAUUUACUAUAAAUCUACAUAUUAUUUUAAAACUAUUUCGGCUAAAAUAGGAAUAUAUAAUGGAACAUAUAUGCACGGAGUGUACGCUCACAUUCUCAAAACAUUCUAAUUUAAGAAGUCACCUGAAAAUGUUUCAUCCUGGUAAGUUGUUUUUGAUUAAUAACAAUCCACUGGAUAUCUAUGCAAUCUACAAACUUGAUGACUUCUCGUUGUUAUAUCUACAAUUUGAUGAUUCCUAAUUCUUGUAAUUUUAGAUAAACUGGACAUAAUUGCACCCAACAAAACAUUUAAGUCUAUUGUACUUUGUAACAAAUGUCCCAAAAGGUUCUCUAAAUAUUCCAAUUUAAAAAGGCAUGUCACUAAGUUUCAUCCAGAAAAUAUCAACGAGCUGACUUCAUCUAAGAUUUGCCCAUAUCAAUGCAGUGAAUGCCAGAAAAAGUUUUCACAUUUACAAAAUCUUAGAAAACAUAAAAAAAUUCAUGCAAAAGACAGUGAUAUUGGAAAAAAGCAACAAAACUUCAAGUGCAGUUUGUGUAACUACGAAAAUUCUAUAAAAUCCAAUUUAAUUCUUCAUUUCGAAGAAUAUCAUGCCAUUAAAAUAGAGCAACAAGAUCUUCACUUUUCUAGUGAACUAGAAUUUCAAAAAUGGAAAACUGACAUGGAAAGAAAAGAAUUUUCUUCAUAUGUCACAUACAGUCAUCCAUAUACGACUGCAGAGGGCAUUAAGAAACAUAGUUAUAUUUGCCAUCGUUCAGGUUUUUAUGUGAAAAAGGGUAAGGAUAUGCGAUAUUUAAAAACCAAAGGAAGCAGAAAAAUUAAUGGAAUAUGUCCUUCUCAAUUGAAAGUUUGUAUUUUACCAGAAAAUGGCAAUGUUAAAAUUAAUUUUAUACAAACUCACAUUGGUCAUGACAAUGACUUGGGUCAUUUGAAUAUUACUAAAAAUGAAAAAAUAGAAAUAGCUAGUAAAAUUGCUUCGAAAAUUCCUCUUGUUUCCAUAUUAGAUGAGAUUAGAGAUUCUGUAACUAAUAAUAAGUUGGAAAGGAUGCAUAUCUUAACAAGAAAAGAUCUUCAUAAUAUAUCACAAACUUUUAAUUUAAAUUCUGAUGGAAUUCGCCAUAAAAAUGAAGUUAUAAGUAUUGAAUCCUGGAUUGAAGAAGCCAAGAAUAGUGGAAUAAUUUUAUAUUACAAGCCACAAGGGGCUUUAUGUAAUGAUUUUCCUUGUUUAAAAAAUGAAGAUUUUCUUUUAAUUGUUAUGCAUCCUGGUCAACUGGAAGUGUUAGACAAAUACUCAGAAGAUGUAAUUUGUAUCGACGGAACACAUGGGCUUAAUGCUCAUGAUUUUGAACUUACUACAUUGUUAAUAUUGGAUGAUAUGAGGGAGGGAUUUCCUUGUUGUUUUAUGAUUGGAAAUCGGUCUGAUGAGGAAAUAAUGACUAUUUUUUUCAUGAAGAUAAAAGAAAAUUUAGGAAGAGUAAUCAAACCCAUGGUUUUCAUGUCAGACAUGGCCCAAUAUUACUAUAAUGCAUGGCUCCAAAUUAUGACUCCAGCUAAAUUCAGGUAGAAAACUAUGCAAUAUAUUCUUAUUUUUAAACGCAUUUAUUUAGUUCAAUAGUUUUCGUCAAAUCUUUAGACGUUAAUUUGACUGUCUUUUCUCCAAUGCAAAUGAAUGAAAAUUUGCAGACAUAUGCAUUUGCGGGAACAAUACACGAAUAGUCAAUAAAAAAUUUUUUUGUUUAUUAAUUGUUUAAAUAAAAAAAACGAUUUUAAUGGAAAAUACUUAAAUUCUCUUGUUUUUUACGAUGUAAAAACUUGGAACUUUUACGGAUUGUAGCUAAUGAUAUGAACCAUACAUAAUUUCACUUUUUGCGUUAAUUGUUUACAUUAUGCUUCAUAAAUAAACAACAAAGUUUCAAAUUUUUUGCCCAUUCCAACUACUUUUCAUGUUAGUAGAUACAUCAUAUGUUUUAUACAUAUUUUAAUAAACAUGACAAUAUAUUUUAAUGUUUGAAAAGUG
This is a messenger RNA of Diabrotica virgifera virgifera (western corn rootworm), 2031 nucleotides long. RefSeq lists its product as uncharacterized. The record is from RefSeq and is a predicted model, not a curated record. The coding region runs from base 676 to 1578 and encodes 300 amino acids. The transcript has 2 exons. NCBI's taxonomy places the organism in Eukaryota, Metazoa, Arthropoda, Insecta, Coleoptera, Chrysomelidae.